AUGGGUAUCCAGAGCAACCCAACCCUUGGCGGUUCGCAGCGAUAUGUAGACCGAAUGUCUCAAUUGCUUUCAUCGGGCUCACCGGAGCCAAACAUUAGUGGGAGCCCGCCCACGUCAAUCGCCGGCUCUGUAGACUAUGACUGCCAUUUUCAGCAGACCGACGAAUCCGAUGACGAACGCAAGGCUACACCAGUGAAUGAAUUCAGCGAUGAGGAGGAGACUCAGGAACAACGCACCGAGAAACCUGAGAGCGUGAACUGGGACAGAACCAGAUCUAUAAAAUCCUUGAACCCUGAGUACCCCACAGAAUGCAUGUUGAAUAUGAUCGAAUGUAUGGCAGAGUUGGAUGUACGGGUGCAAUCCAAUGCAGACUCACUCACAGGCCAGAUCCUAUGGAAUCGGGAAAUGCAGCAAAGGUUUGCAGACAAGACGGGCGCUGUAGACGCGUUGAAAAAAGAAGUGACCGCAUUGAGGAAACAAGUGGAGGUUUUGUCGAGCAGGGACGCAGUCAAGAAUCGAGAGUCCGUGGGUUCUAAGCGUCAAAAGCAGUGA
Penicillium arizonense is the source of this 552-nucleotide messenger RNA. RefSeq lists its product as uncharacterized. The record is from RefSeq and is a predicted model, not a curated record. The transcript has 3 exons. Bases 1 to 552 code for a protein of 183 amino acids. Lineage: Eukaryota; Fungi; Ascomycota; Eurotiomycetes; Eurotiales; Aspergillaceae.